Anthostomella pinea is the source of this 1575-nucleotide messenger RNA. NCBI's taxonomy places the organism in Eukaryota, Fungi, Ascomycota, Sordariomycetes, Xylariales, Xylariaceae. The record is from the annotation of a GenBank genome assembly.
AUGACUCUGACGAACAGCUUCCCGUGGCCAACGGCCUUCCAACUACAGCUAGUUUUGGCCUCGCUGUUGAUCUACGUCUCCGUCGUGGCAGUUUACCGUCUAUACUUCCACCCGCUAGCCAAGUUCCCCGGUCCCAAGCUCGCCGCGCUGACAACCUGGUACAAUGGCUACCAUGAUCUUGUCCGCGGCGGCCAGUACGUCUGGGUGAUCGAGGAGAUGCACAAGAAGUACGGGCCAAUCGUGCGGACGCGCCCCGACACGCUGCACGUCAACGACCCAAGCUUCAUCGACAAGCUGUACUCGCAGUCGCCCAAGCAGCGGCGCGAGCGGUACCGGACGAUCAUCCAGACACUCCAGGCGCCGGGCUCGAUCCUCGCGUCGGUAGACCACGACCUGCACCGCCGACGGCGCGCCGUGCUCAACCCGUACUUCUCGCAGCAGAACGUGCGCCGCCUCGAGCCCGUCAUCAACGAGACGCUCGCGUCUCUGCUGCACCGCAUGGACGGCUGGGCCAGAGAGGGCGCGCCCGUGUCGAUGAACAGGGCAUUCAGAGCGGCGACGUCGGACAUCAUCCAGGCCUACGCGUUUGGUGGCGCCGGCCGGAAGUAUCUAGACAUGGAAGAUUGCAAUGCCGGUUUCUUUGAUGUGCUCACGCCGCAGCGGGUGUGCCAUCUUGGGACACAUGUCUACUGGCUUGCCAAGUUCAUGGCCAACCUCAAUCCUGCCAUCAUGACUUAUCUGUUACCUAGAAUUGGUAUCUUCGCGACGUUCAUGCAGGGUGGGCAGGAUCUCUUCGACCAGAUCGAAGAAAUCCGCAACGCGAAGGAUCUUCCGGAGGGCCGGACUAUCUUCCACGAGAUCAUGCGGUCCGACAUCCCAGAGUCGGAGAAGGAGACCAAGCGCCUUGGCGACGAGGCCAUGAUCAUAAUGAUAGCGGGCUCGGAGACGACGGCGUCGACGCUCGCCGCCAUCAUGUACCACCUGCUGGCAGACAAGCAGAUGCUGGCGAGGCUGAAGGACGAGCUCGAGUCGGUCAUGCCGGACCCCAACGAGCUGCCCGUGGCGUCGAGGCUGGACAACCUGCCCUUCCUCAACAGCCUCAUCCAGGAGACCAUCCGCCUCUACCCCGGCGCCACCCACCGCCAGGACCGCGUCGCGCCCGACGAGGACCUCGUCUACGAACACCCAGACGGGCGGACUUUCGUCAUACCCGCCGGCUCGGCCGUGGGCAUGACGGCGCCGAUCAUCAACCGCCAUCCGGACCUGUACGAGCGUCCCGACGACUUCCUUCCGGACCGGUACCUGGAGAACCCAAAGCUGCUGAGGUAUCAGUUCGCGUUCUCGAAGGGCGCGCGGCAGUGCAUCGGCAUGAAUUUGGCCUAUCAGGAACUGCAAACAUUGAUUGUGGGCUUGUUCCGUCGGUACGAUGUAUACGACGCGGCGAAGAAGGAGCAGGGCGGCCCGACGCUGGAGCUGUUUCAGACGGGGCGCGAGGACAUUGCUAUGCAUGCGGAUUAUAUCACGCCGGGCCAGUGGGAGGGGAGCCAGGGACUGAGAGUCAGGAUUCGGCAGUGA